AAGUUGGCUUCGAUGUGAAAGAAAUUCAGAAAUUGAAUCUGGACACCGACUGGACCAAGGAAUAGCGAGUGUUUAUCGUUCGGCAGCAAUUUUAAGUCUGGAGGAGGUGGCGAGAAGAGGGGGCAAGUGUGGAAGGAAUACGCGUGACUGAGAGAAAUGGAAAAGGAGGAGAACACGGCUGUAGAUGGAAUUCGGGGGUCGGUGGAUCAGCAGAUGGCCCCCUCUAUGAACCACAACCAUGAUAACAGUGGCAGCGACGAGCUAGUUAGCUCAGUGUCACUGUAUCGACGGAGGCCUAGGCUUUUCCACGGCACAGUACUUCCAUUCAUAACAGUUCUUUACCCGGGCUGGCUUUAUGUAUGGUUAGGGAUAUAUGGGGUUGAGGACUAUCCCGAGCCUGGCCUGCUCGCACUUGCCGCCAUCGGUAUAGCGCACGUUCUGACGGUACUGUCUGGUUAUUGGUCAGUGCACGCACACUGUUUUCUCACCUGCGCGAAGGAACCAGAUCCAGAAAAGGCCACUUUGGCCAAAGUAAUACCCACGCCAAACAAUGGCUCUGCAGAGCUUGUGCCUUUGCAACGGGACCAGGAUGAGAAUGAAGAGGGCGUCCUCUCUUUCGAGUUCCAGAAAAUCAGGUACGUGUUUGACGGCAAGGAAAAGAAGCGUUUCCUCCCCGUGGCCUUCCCAGUGGACCAGUCCAUGGGCUUCUUCCAGGCCUGGAGAGGCUACCAGGAGGAGGCCGACCUGCGCGCCGCCGAGAAGCGCUAUGGGACCAACCGUGCCGAGAUGGUGGUGCCAGACUUUCUGGAGCUCUUCAAGGAGAGGGCCACCGCUCCCUUUUUCGUCUUCCAGGUGUUUUGCGUGGGCCUGUGGUGUCUGGAUGAGUACUGGUACUACAGCGUCUUCACCCUCUUCAUGCUGGUGGCCUUUGAGGCGUCACUCGUCCAGCAGCAGAUGAGAAACAUGUCUGAGAUCCGCCGCAUGGGAAACAAACCUUACAUGAUUCAGGUUUAUAGAAAUAGAAAAUGGCGUCCAAUUUCAAGCGAUGAACUUGUCCCUGGUGACAUUGUAUCAAUAGGACGUUCUCCACAGGACAACCUAGUGCCCUGCGAUGUUCUUCUCCUCCGCGGCCGCUGCAUUGUAGACGAGGCCAUGUUAACAGGAGAGUCCGUGCCACAGAUGAAAGAGCCCGUGGAGGAUUUGGACCCAGAUAGGUACCUGGACCUGCAGUCAGAUUCACGUCUCCACGUGAUCUCCGGAGGGACAAAAGUGGUGCAACACAGCCCCCCACUCAAAGCCACCGCCGGUCUUAAACCUGUGGACAAUGGAUGCGUAGCGUAUGUUCUAAGAACAGGAUUCUACACUUCUCAGGGGAAACUUUUGAGGACCAUAUUAUUUGGAGUGAAGAGGGUCACAGCCAACAACCUGGAGACCUUCAUCUUCAUCCUCUUCCUCCUGGUGUUUGCCAUCGCUGCGGCUGCGUACGUCUGGGUGGAGGGCACCAAGGAUCUCAGCCGCAACCGGUACAAGCUGUUCCUGGAGUGCACGCUCAUCCUGACUUCUGUGGUGCCACCUGAGCUUCCUAUAGAGCUGUCACUAGCUGUGAACACUUCGCUCAUUGCCUUGGCCAAGCUCUAUGUGUUCUGCACUGAGCCCUUUAGGAUACCUUUCGCUGGGAAGGUAGAGGUCUGCUGCUUUGACAAGACUGGCACUUUGACAAGUGACAGCUUGGUGGUCAGAGGCGUGGCUGGACUAAGAGAGGGGAUGGAGGUGAUGCCGGUGUCGGAGAUCCCCGUGGAGACGCAUCGGGUGGUGGCCACGUGUCACUCGCUGGUCACCCUUGACGACGGGCAGCUGGUGGGAGACCCGCUGGAGAAGGCCAUGCUGACCGCAGCAGACUGGAGCCUCACAAAAGAUGAGAAGGUGUUUGCGCGGGGCAUCAAGACCCCGGGGCUGAAGAUCCACCAGCGCUUCCACUUCGCCAGUGCCCUGAAGAGGAUGUCUGUGCUGGCCUCGUACGAGAGGCUGGGCUCCACUGAGCUGUGCUACAUCUCCACCGUCAAAGGAGCCCCGGAGACCCUCAGGGGAAUGUUCUCAGAGUGCCCGGCCAGCUAUGAUGAAGUGCACAAGGCUAUGUCUCGAGAAGGGGCCCGCGUGCUGGCUCUGGGAUACAAGGAGAUUGGACACCUCAGCCAUCAGCAGGUGAGGGAGAUCACGCGUGAUGCUCUAGAGUGUGACCUGCACUUCGCCGGCUUCAUGGUGGUGUCGUGCCCCCUGAAGACCGACAGCCGCACCGUCAUCAGGGAGAUCCAGGAAGCCUCACAUCACGUGGUGAUGAUCACAGGAGACAAUCCACUGACAGCAUGCCACGUUGCCCGAGAACUGAACUUCAUCCAGAAGCCGCACACCCUCAUACUGCAGGGAGGCCCUAACCCAGGUGAUUGGCAGUGGGAGUCCAUAGACGGCUCGGUGCACGUGGCGCUGUCCCCUCCCUCCGUGCCUGAGUUUGUGACGCAGUACGACCUGUGUGUGACGGGCGAGGGACUGGCCAGGCUCACCUACAACACCAAGCUGCUCCACGCCCUGCUGCCUCACGUACAGGUCUUCGCACGAGUCAACCCCAAACAAAAGGAGUUUGUGAUCACCAGCCUGAAGGGACUGGGCUUUGUCACUCUCAUGUGUGGAGAUGGGACGAAUGACGUUGGCGCACUCAAACAUGCCCACAUUGGAGUGGCGUUGCUGGCUAACGCUCCAGAGCGGAUCCCGGAGAGGAGGAAGCGCGGGAAGGAGAAGGAGGCAGCAUCCAGUGAUGCCAGCAGGCCCACGCCACCCGUACUGAGCUCCGGAGCCAAGCUCAGCUCCCGAGCAGCCCGCCACAGAGUCAUGGCACAGAGGGAGGAACAGCUUGCCGCUCAGAAGGAGAGGAUCAGCCAGGUGCUGAGAGAGCUGGAGGAAGACCAGGUCCAAGUAGUAAAACUGGGAGACGCCUCCAUCGCUGCACCCUUUACCUCGAAACUGUCAUCUAUCCAGUGCAUCUGCCAUGUGAUAAAGCAGGGCCGCUGCACCCUGGUCACCACGCUGCAGAUGUUCAAGAUCCUGGCCCUCAACGCGCUGGUGUUGGCCUACAGCCAGUCGGUGCUCUACCUGGAGGGCGUCAAGUUCAGCGACUUCCAGGCCACGCUGCAGGGGCUGCUCCUGGCCGGCUGCUUCCUCUUCAUCUCCAGGUCAAAGCCUUUGAAAACCCUUUCGAAAGAGCGGCCCUUGCCCAACAUCUUCAACCUGUACACGGUGCUGACGGUGUUGCUGCAGUUUGCUGUUCACUUCUGCAGUCUGGUAUAUCUGUACAAGGGGGCGCAGAGCAGGAGUCCACCCAGAGCAGAGCAGUUUGUGGACCUCUACAAGGAGUUUGAGCCCAGCUUAAUAAACAGCACUGUCUACAUCAUGUCCAUGGCCAUGCAGAUGGCUACGUUUGCCAUUAACUACAAGGGCCACCCUUUCAUGGAGUCCCUCAGCGAGAACCGGCCGUUGAUGUGGAGCAUCUUCCUGUCAGGCUUCGCCAUCGUGGGAUUACUGACUGGAUCUUCACCUGAAUUCAAUGAGCAGUUUGCUCUUGUCGAUAUCCCCACAGAAUUCAAGAUGGUGAUUGCCCAAGUUCUUGUUGUGGACUUUGUUGCUGCUCUGCUGGUGGAUAGAGUUCUGCAGUUUCUCCUGGGAAAAGGAACCCUGAGGUUGCCUUCCUGAAUUAUGAUGCCAACAGUCGCCCCGAGCAACCGCUGCCCUUAGCAACCUGGCCAUCUUGGAGAGGACGGCCGGUAGAGACGUCUGCAACACGCACAGGAGAUCUGAGAUGGACAGGCGUGACAUUUAAUGCUGAACACUCCUCCGUUUCCCUCUUCUGUCAUGGCUCUUUCUUUUUUUUCAUUAUUCUGUUGCCCCCUCUAUGGUCUCUGCUCCUGAUGCUAUCAUCCCUCCCUCUUUCCCUUUCUAUCAUGUAAAGCCUCAUCCGUUGCUUCCUUGCUCACCUCUCCCGUGGAAGGCGAAGAAGACGGCAGUAUUGUGUGGAGUGAGAGUGUGUUUUUAUGUGUUCGGACUCGCGCACACAUGACAGGGGCGUUCUCCAAGAGAAUUACAAAGUGUUCUAAUUUUUUCUCCAUUUUGUAAAAAGACAGAAAUCUGAUGACUUAUAAAGACCAAAAAUGUCA
Engraulis encrasicolus (European anchovy) is the source of this 4202-nucleotide messenger RNA. RefSeq names its product ATPase 13A1 (gene atp13a1). The transcript is spliced from 25 exons. The record is from RefSeq and is a predicted model, not a curated record. Gene Ontology annotation, biological process: intracellular calcium ion homeostasis; transmembrane transport; extraction of mislocalized protein from ER membrane. NCBI's taxonomy places the organism in Eukaryota, Metazoa, Chordata, Actinopteri, Clupeiformes, Engraulidae. Gene Ontology annotation, cellular component: endoplasmic reticulum membrane. Gene Ontology annotation, molecular function: ATPase-coupled monoatomic cation transmembrane transporter activity; P-type ion transporter activity; ATP binding. The coding region runs from base 157 to 3741 and encodes 1194 amino acids.